AUGCCCUCCGCCUACUCGCAGCGGGCCCUGACGGUGCUGCUGCUCUUCGGGACACUGGCCGCCGCCAUGGCCCUGCUCGCCUCCAGCCUCAUCUUCCAGCUGCCGUCGGGUCGGACCGGUGCCGGUCCCGGUGCCGGUCGAGGGGCUCUGCCGGAGCCGGCGGCCGCCGUUCUGCUGCCGGUCUCGGCCGUGCUGGCCGCGCUCUGCCUGGUGCUCAACGUGAGCUGCCUCCUGCUCUGCCUCCUCCACGGCUACUUCAGCACCGAGAUGUGCCGGGGACAGCCCGGGACCGAGCGGGCUGACUGGUUCCUCCUGGACAGCCGGAGGGUCCGUCACGCUGCCAUCGGCCUCUUCUGCUGUGGGGUCUCCAUCUACCUGACAGCUCUCGCCAUCUACAUGCUGCUGCUGUUCGAGCUGGAGGCUGGCAUUGCCAGUGCCUGCAUCCUCUCCUCGGGUGUCAUCGUCCUGCUGAUCACAGUGACCCACGCCCUGCUCAGGGCUUCCCAGCUUUCCCAGCAGAACCGCUCCGAGGUUUCUCACACCCUGUACGAGAACGACUCAGCCCAACACGGCGACUCCCCCGGCAGCCGGAUGAACAACAGGAACGCGGCCCCUCCCCGGCCCGAGAUCCCCCGGGAAUUUUCUUUCCCUCCUUUCCUGGAGCGUAAAUCCCAGCUGGGCUCUCCAGCCAGCAGCAACCUCACCUCCUCGGGCAGCCCUGGGCCUCGCUCCCAGCAGGAACGUUCCCAGCUGGUGCGGACACACCGGACGCUGCCGGCAGAGCCGGGGCUGCUGCAGGUGCAGGGGAAGCCCUGGAGUGGGAUCACCCAGGAGAUGAGGAACGUGCUGUCCCGCAAGCCUGGAGCCUCAGGCAAGGACUCGACCCUGGUGUGAAUGGAAGUGGGACCUUCUCUCGUCUCAGGGGAGCUGCAGGCAGCCAGGGCCAAGAUUUGCAUCUCUGAUUAGAGCUUAAUAUGGGUCCUGUCUCAGCAGGGCAGGGGGUGGCUCUUCCACCCUCACCCCCCUACCCGGGGGUCUGGGCAGCUCCUGCUUGAUGCUCGUUGCUGCUUCUACUGAGAUGCCACCUCCACUCAAAGCCACCUGCCCUGAGCCCCCAGCCCCUCCUGCUGGGGGACACUGCUGGCACUUGUGCCCCCACAAACAAGGACCACAAAAUGACCCAGGCAGGACCCCCAUGGCUGCCCCAGCCCCAGCAAAGGAGGAGGAACACAUGGGUGAGAAGCAGUGAGUGGACCUUGUCCACACACCGACCUCUGCUCCUUCUUCAGCAGAUGCCAGCUGAUUUCUCUGGCUGUCCCUGCCUCCUUCCUGCCUCCUCCAUCCCCAGGAGCCCAAGCUACAUGGAGAUGGUUCAUCCCACCCACCCAGCUGAGCUUCAGAAACCCAGGGAGGUGAUGGAGGAGCAAAAAGUGAGAUGGAGCCAGAGGAGCCUCCUGAGAGCAGGACAAUUUCUAUGGGAACUGAGUCCAGCACUGCUUUGAUCCCUGCAUCCUUGGUAAAUUCUCCAGCAGAACAGAACUGCUGGUUCCAGGAGAUAUUAAGGUUGGAGCUGCCCCCUUUCAAGCGACCUCCAGAGCUGUGCAUGCAGCUCUGCUUCCCACUGCUUGACAGGGGAUGGAGAAAGUCCUUUUUUGGUUGUUUUUCUGAAGGCCAGGGCA
Messenger RNA from Apus apus (common swift), 1679 nucleotides. It is a transcript of the gene TMEM221, whose product is annotated as transmembrane protein 221. Bases 1 to 894 code for a protein of 297 amino acids. Lineage: Eukaryota; Metazoa; Chordata; Aves; Apodiformes; Apodidae. The transcript is spliced from 3 exons. The record is from RefSeq and is a predicted model, not a curated record.